CUCACAGAGGAUCCACACCAACGAGCACUGUGGUUGUGAAGCGCAAGCACGCGUCAGAGGAUGGCCCAGGCGUCCAGGGGUGCGAGGGAGAGGGAGAAGGGGCCGCCAGGGCGGGACCGGGAGAGUGGCGGGCAGGGGCAGCAGCAGCAGCAUCCGCAGCAUCCGCAUCAGCCUGCGGGGGGCAAGAAGGUGUUCAAGGAGGGGAGCUUGAUGCGUCUGUUCAAGUGUGAUGAGUUCGAGAAGGACAUGUACUUCCACGUCUACUACCUCUUCCACAAGAAGGAGCAGGGCAUCCAGGACUACCUCGUCAACCUCCUCUACAGACGAGCAGACGAGGAGAUCAACUUCUAUCUGCCGCAGCUAUGGUCAGCCACCCACCCACACACACAGACAGACAGACAGUGAUUGAUGACAUGACCCACUCCCCUCACGUCACUCACCAAUCAAAUCAAUGGUGGUCUGUUGUUUGCUGUGCCUUCGUUCGUUCGUUUUGUUGGUUUGUUUGUUCAGCCAAGUGUCGCUUGUGCGUUUCAAGACGACAUCGUUGAGUCGUUUUCUGCUGGACCAGGCGGCCCGUUCGAUGCACUUUGCGCUGAAGCUGUACUGGAACUUCCAGGCGACAGUAGAGGACAAGCUGCCCGAGGUGGCUGAGGACGCCAAGAAGAUGUGGGGGGAGGUCGAGAUGGCCGUCGUCAACAGCAAAGCCGCCCCGGAGGAGGGCAACACGGCCGGACCGAGAUCGGUGGGUACAAAUGGGAUGGGAGGCAAGGGUGGGUGGGUGGAAGGGGAGAGAGGUUUAUCUAUAGGCUUUUCUGUUCUCCUUUUGUGUGCCGACAGAGCCGCUCAUCUGGUCCGGACUUCUUCCGUCGGAAACGUUUGUUGCGUUCGAUGGAGCUGAAUCGCAGCCAGCGGAGCGGCAAGGUGCCCCCGCCAUCGCCACAGCACCCGCCGCACUCGGCAUCAGACGAAGCGGUGGCCGGGAAGCGCUCCAAGGUCCAAAAGCAGAAGACGGCCACUAAAUGUGACAGACACACCUUAAUUGAUUGUGUCCGUCUUUCUUUUGCCUUUGUCUGUCACGUGUGUGCACUGCAGCAUGACCACAAUGGUGUGCCUGAGUCGCCUUCGGCUGACAGUGUGGGGGCUGGGCGAAGGUCGCGGAUCCCAUCGUCGGUCGUCAAACAGGUGGGUGGGCCACUCAUGUCAUGUGGUGUGGCACUGGAAGCCAGCAAGCAAGGGACGACAGCGAUGAGCGCAACACCGUGUGUGAUUUAUUUGUGGUGUGAUAUCAUGCGGUGCGGUGCACCCUGCCUUUCUUUGUCUGCUCUGUGUGCAGACGUUGGAGCACACGAGCAACGAGAGCAGCGACCUGCGGCUGGCCAAGGGCACCAUCCACAUCGUGGCGUCCAAACUCAAAUUCCCCAACGUCUACAGCAAAUUCGGAGACCCUUGCUCUACGCUGGGGCUCUUCCACGGUGAGUGAGGGAGUCAAGACACAACAGACAGACACAGACACAGACAGAGAGAGAGACGGUGGCGCAGCAUUGCAAGUAUUGAUGUGUCUUGUGUGUUGUGGUGUAAUCUAUUGUGCUCGGUUGUCCGUGCUGUAGAUGUGAAUCCGCAGGUGCUGCAGUCUGACCUCCAGCACUUCAUGCUCAAGCAGCGGCGCUGUGAGUACUUCAACCUUGUCAUCGCAUUCGCUGCACUUCUCGUAGAGGUCAGCCGUGGGUGCCUUCAGAACCGCCCAUCCGUAACUAGUGUUCAAUACCCUCUUCCCUCUGCUCUGCUCUGCUCUGGCAGCUGUCGAUGCUGCUGGCGCAGGAGCCCGAUCGAAGCGUGAGAAACGUUGCCCUGCGGGCGGUAUUGAAUGUGCUCAACGAGUGGCUGUUCGAGCGGCGCUGCACCGUGGCGCUGUCCGAGGGCACAUUCCAGCUCACGGGCGUCAGUGUGCCCCUCCAGGGGUCCGUCACGGCACCCCACACCCACCACACACACCCCAAUGCCCACCGUCAGAGCAUUACCCAGCCACAGCACCACCAGGGAGACGAGAGUGCGCCGUCCACUUCGCUUCAGGUGACGAUGGAUGAGAGGGGGCGGGGAAAGAUAGGACAAGGCAAGUUACUUACGCGUUGUUACUCGUUGCAGAUUCUGAAGAUCCACACUGAGGAUUGCCGCGUGCUGUCGUCCAAGAAGCGUGCGCCUUAUCUGCUGGUCUUCGAAGUCGCUGACCUGGACGAGGUCAGAACACAACACACCACACCACCAAAGGGCCACAAACGUGUCAUGGUCGACCAGUCAUGGUAUGCAUGCCCUGUUUGUUCCUUGUUGGUUGAUUCCUCCUUCCUUCAGGACAUUCGUUCUGUGCCCGACAACCGCCGUUUGUCGUGCACCAGCAGCGCCAACCGGCGGACCACCUCACUCCCACACCACCUGCACGACGAGCCAGCGAGCGACCCCGACAGCAGCCCAUCCUCACGCACACGAAAGGCAUCCGACCAGCCGUCCACGGAGCCCCCACCCCCCACCCCAGCCCCCACACAGUCCCCCUCACCCAACCCGCCCCUCUCACCGGCCAACGAGCGCACCCAGCAGCCGGCACCGCAUCGAGUGGAGUCGCCUGAGAUGAGUGCGGCGGCGCCCCCUUUUGAAUCGCAUCCUGCAGGAGGGGGCGGGGAGCUGGUCAGAGGCGGCUCCAAGAUGUUUGAGCGCCGCAGCAGCGUGACGGGCAAUGUGAGCAGCGCGGCCGACGAGGGCGGCACGGGGGGCAGUGAGGCAGACGCGCUGCCUUUGUCGCCCAGCGGAGGGGACGAGGGGCCUCCUCGGGUGAAUGUGCGGUUUCAUGGGGACGUCAAGGACACUGACGACGGGGGAAGCGACUGGGGGCACCUCUAUGUCUAUGAGAGCCUCAUCAGAGAGCUCAAGGUCGGUCUGGUCUGUCUGUCUGCCUGUCUGUCUGUCUGUCUGGGAGAGAAGGACACACGGCAUGGUGUGAUGGAUGCUCCCUCCUGCUUUGGUUUGGUUUGGUGUGUCUGUCAGGGUCGUGGGUUGUUCCCCUCUGGGCCUCUCGGGGACAGUGUGUCGUCAUCGACAGUCGAUGCGGCCAUGGCUCAGCUGCGGCGGUCACUCAUCUCGCAGUACCAAGCCAACCAACAGCCCAGCAAGGCCAACGCCCCUUCGCCAAAGGCCGCUCUCACCCACGCCAUUGGUACGGACGGCCCUUGAUUGACAGACACAGACAGUGCCCUCCCCUCUCUCUCCCUCACUCACGGCAUGUGCUUCCCGUGUCAUGCGUGUCGUUUGUUCCAGCAGAGGCUCUCUCUCCCAGCACAUCGCCCCACACCCAGCUCUCUUCCGGUGGGUCGCCCGACACUGUGCGUGGGAGCCGCACUGUCUCGCCCCACAGCCCGCUGCCCAACCAGUUGAGCAGUCCCAACCUCAGCCACAUGCAGCAUGCGGCCUCUGCCUCGACCGACGGCAGCAAGGACGACGGGGGCUCGCCGCGGACCACACACACGGCGACGACCAAUGCCCCCACUGUGGGCGGGUCAUCGGAGGCGGGCAGCGUCAGCAGCGGCGAGGCCACUGGUGAGUGAGUGAUGGAGGGCAGGCAAGGUCACUUACCGCUGUGUUGUGUCUCUUUGGUUGGUUGGUCGGUUUGGUGGGUUGACCACCAGGCAAUAAGGGUGGUGUGAAGGUUGUGGAGCGGAAGGAGGAUGCGGCAGAGACGCGGAAGAGGCUGUGGGUACGUGUGUCAGUCAGAUGCAUGCGAUGGAUGCACCUCACGCAACGCACCACAUCCCCACACUGCACACAAAUUGUUUGUAUACGUACGUACGUACGUGAGUUGAGUAGUGGCAUUUAUUUUGUGUGCUAUGCGUGUGUUAUGGAUGGAUGGAUGGAUGGAUGGCAUGCACUGCACCAGGGUGAGCCAUGGGGUGAACGAGUUGCCCGUAUGCGCCGCAACUCGCCAUACGGCACUCUCAAGUCAUGGAGACUACAAAGUAAGUAGGCAGCCGGGGUGGCCACAAGGGGGAAAAUGGCUGGAUGGAUGGAUGGACCGAUUGCUUUGAUUGACGCGUGGUGGUUCGUGUCGUGUGUUGUGUUCAUUCAGGUGUCAUUGUCAAGGGAGGCGACGAUCUGCGUCAGGAGCUGCUGGCCUGCCAGCUCAUCAGCCAGUUCAAACACAUAUUCGACGAGGUAAGUAAGUCGGUCGGUCGGCAGGGACAGAGAGGAGAGGCGAAUCGAGCCCUCAAAUGACUGACGUUUCUUGUUGGUUCAUGCCAGGCCCGUUUGCCCUUGUGGCUGCGGCCAUACGACAUUUUGCCGACGAGCUCCACGUCCGGCAUCAUCGAAUACAUCGCAGACACCAGCAGCGUUGACACACUCAAGAAGAAGUGGGUGACUGAAAUAGCUAGAUAGAUAGGAGAUUCAUAUAUCUCCUGCACUUCACUCACGAAGUAAGUUCCGCUGUACGAUGGUGUUCAUGUCAUGUCUGUGUGGGGACGGGACAGUUUCGAGACGGAUUCCCUCGCACGUGUGUUUGAGAAGGCAUUCGGUGACAACCUCUACCAGGCCAAGAAGGUAAGGUGCGUGUCAGUGUCAGCCAGCCAUCAAUGGGCGGGCGAUGAGAUGACGUGUUUGUUGUUUCGCACACCUCACCUCGGUCGGUGUCUGGGUACGUGUGUUGUGUGUAUUUGCGUCUGUCUAUCAGAAUUUCAUCGAGAGUCACGCGGCGUAUUCGUUGGUGUCAUAUUUCCUGAACGUCAAGGACCGACACAACGCCAACCUGCUGCUCGACUCAGAGGGACACCUGAUUCACAUCGGUCAGCCAGAGAGACCUCACAGACACACACUGACACACUGACAGACAGACAGACAGACAGACAGACAGAAGGACAAGGAAGACCCUGAGUAUGGAAGCUGCCUGGCCUGUGUUGUGUUGGUUGGUGUGCGUGUGGCGUCUGUAUAGACUUCGGGUACAUGUUGUCCAACUCUCCUGGCAAUGUCAACUUUGAAGGGGCGCCGUUCAAGCUCACACGAGUGAGUGAGACGGAGGGAUGGGAUGGAUGGAGAGGCAACGGGAAUCACGCACCCACACCAAUGAUUUCGUGUCUGUCUGAUGCGUUCGUCCGUUAUGUCUGGUGGUUGGUUCUGACAGGAGUACUUGGAGGUGAUGGACAACGAGUGCUCUGACAACUACGAGUACUUCAGGACACUCAUCAUCAGGUCAGCACAAGCACACCACACCACACCACAUGAGCACAUGGAUUGGACCACACCACAUUGGUUUCUAUCUACUUACGUGGGUGCGUGUGUGUCCGCAGGGGUUUCCUUGAGGUCCGCAAGCACUCAGAUCGGCUCCUGCUGCUCGUCCAGAUGAUGCUCUCAGGUAUACCAAGACACAGACAGACACCCACCCACGAGCCAGCCGAGUGUCCAUGGUAUGAUGUAUGUGUGUGUGUUGUUCAGCGACUCGCAUGCCGUGUCUGAGUGCCGGUGGCGCCGAGUGGACCUUCAACUCCAUGAAGGACAGAUUCCUACUCUCGCUCACAGAAGACCAGGUAGCACAUGCACAAAAUGGGAGGAGUAAAAUGGCUCUCGAUGUCUGUCUGUCUGUGUGUCUGUGUGUGUGUCUGUGGUCAGUGCAUCGAGAAGAUUGUGGACUUGAUCGACACGUCGGUCAACAACUGGCGGUCCGUCCAGUACGACAAGUUCCAGUGGUGGACUAACGGCAUCCUCUAACCAACCAGUCAAUCAAUGAUUGCAGACAGACAGCCAAACCCACCCACCACCGACCCACAGCCGCCCCGCCCUCCUGUCGUGUGUGUACGACAUACCCACCCAUCGCUCCCAGCUAUGCGGAAGGAAGUGUAUUGGUAACUAACAGGAAGGGGAUGUGCUGGAUGGGCGACAGAGUAAGUGGCAUUUGUGACCUACCGUUGAGGGCGCGGCGCGGCGCGGCGCGUCGCAUGGUGGGGGCGGCUGUGUCUCUCGUGGAAUGGAUGGUGUAUGCUGUGACCAGGUGGG
Molecule: messenger RNA, 6024 nt
Organism: Vitrella brassicaformis
Lineage: Eukaryota; Vitrellaceae
Source: the annotation of a GenBank genome assembly